Molecule: messenger RNA, 1207 nt
Organism: Onychostoma macrolepis
Lineage: Eukaryota; Metazoa; Chordata; Actinopteri; Cypriniformes; Cyprinidae
Gene: styxl1
Product: serine/threonine/tyrosine interacting-like 1
Exons: 8
Coding region: 32-919 (295 amino acids)
Biological process (GO): positive regulation of intrinsic apoptotic signaling pathway; negative regulation of cytoplasmic stress granule assembly; protein dephosphorylation
Cellular component (GO): mitochondrion
Molecular function (GO): protein tyrosine/serine/threonine phosphatase activity; protein phosphatase binding; protein phosphatase inhibitor activity
Source: RefSeq, a predicted model, not a curated record
AGCAGCAUUUUCUGUGCUCAAGCUGUUACUAAUGGCUGGAAAAGUCCUCUGUGAGGCAACAAAACUGUACAACAUCCUAAAUCAAUACACUCAUCUACCAAGGCUAGCAGACAGCAACUAUCUUUGUUUGAUUGAUGCCCGUGCAGCAGAAUCAUAUAACUUCAGCCACAUCAUUACUGCCAGAAAUGCUAAAUGGGAUUCUGAUGGGAAGUUUAUUAUGCCCUUGGAUGUUGAGGUUGAAAGUAUGAGAUACAUAAUUGUUUAUGACAGUAGUACACAUUCACUGUCAGAUUCAGGUGCAGCUAUAGACUGUGCAGACAGCAUAGAAAAAUCAAGCCAAUUUCCUGUUCAGAUUCUUAUUGGGGGCUAUGAGAGGUUUUCUGCACUUUACCCUUUCCUAAGAACACAAAAGAUUCUUUACAAUAUAAGGGAACUGGAGAGCUUGAAUCCCUAUCCGGUGGAAAUCUUGCCAGGCAAGCUUUUUAUGGGUGAUUACAGGCAGGCCACAAACCUUCAAAUCCUUAAAGAUCUGAAGCUGGAUGCACUUGUCAAUGUCUCUGAUGAAUGCAGUCUUGUGUUUAAAAAGGCAAACUGCACUGUCUUACACAUCCGGACUGCAGAUUCUGCAGAGGCAGAUUUGAUCACUUCAUUCGAGAAAAUGUGUGUUUUUAUUGGUUCACAUCUCAAUAACUCUUCUUCUGUUUUGAUAUUCUCUACUCUUGGAGUAAGCCGAUGCUGUGCUGUAACAAUGGCAUAUCUCAUAUAUCACCUCAAAUACACACUAAAGGAGGCAUGGAAUCAUAUUCAGCAGUGCAAAGCCAACAUGAGGCCAAAUCGAGGAUUUGUACAGCAACUUUCUGACUGGGAACUUCAGACUCUUGGGAAGAGAGUGACAGAUAUAUCAGAACCCAACUACUGACAAUAACAACAUUUAACAGAAACAUCAUGUGCACAUUCAUAUUCAAUGACUUUCUACAGUCACUGAUGAUACAGACUCAUAGAUUUUUAUUUAAUGUUAAUGUAUCAAUUAAAAUAAUAUUUAAAAAACAAUAAACUACUUCCCGUAAACACUCUAUAGGCAAUAUUAGAAUGUACAAAAUAGUUUUAAGAUUUUCAUCCACUUUACUGUAUGUUGCUUUAACACACACACACACACACACGCAUAUAAUGUGUUGUAAAUUGAAUAAACCUUUUUAAAAUUUGCUGC